Pteropus alecto (black flying fox) is the source of this 2498-nucleotide messenger RNA. RefSeq names its product zinc finger protein 285 (gene ZNF285). The record is from RefSeq and is a predicted model, not a curated record. Lineage: Eukaryota; Metazoa; Chordata; Mammalia; Chiroptera; Pteropodidae. Gene Ontology annotation, biological process: regulation of DNA-templated transcription.
UCCCAGGCGCGCGCUGUGGGCGACAUUGUUGGCUGUGCUGAGUCUGCUGUCGCAGGACCCUGCCCUCUCCAAGAGGAAAGCAGUAUGACUAAGUUCCAGGAAAUCGUGACUUUCAAGGACGUGGCUGUGGUCUUCACCGAGGAGGAGCUGGCGCUACUGGACAAGGCCCAGAUAAACCUGUACCAAGACGUGACGCUGGAGAACUUCAGGAACCUGGUCUCAGUGGGAGACGGGAUCAAAAACAAUAUUUUGAAUCUUCAGGAGAAAGGGUUGAGUUGCCUCUCACGAGAAGUACUCUACUGUUGGCAGAUUCGGAAACAAAGGAUCAGUGAACUAACUGUGAGUCAGGAUUAUGCCACGAAUCUUCAAGGAGGUUGUCCCCGGUAUUUAGAAGAUGUUUUCCUGUGUGACAAGUGGGCAAGAGUAUCUCUUCAGAUUUCUGACAGUGAAAACUAUGUAAUAGAUGCCGUUCACUUAGCAAACUGUGAUGGCACUGCUCAGGAAGGCCUGACGCAGAUCCUCACCCCGGACUCUUGGAGGAAAACCAGCUUAAUGACCGAGGCCCAGAAUUCUCAGGGAAGCUGUAAGAGAAUUUAUAUGGAAGAGAAACUGCGUGGAUGUGCCCGGUGUGAUGACAGCUUCGGUCGGACCUCCCGUGACUGCGAUGAUCCCCAAGAAUAUAAAGGAGAGGAACUUGGUAGAUCCACCAACGGUGGGGAAAACCUGGUUAUGAAGUCAAGAGCCAGACAACAUAACGUGGUACACGCGGCACCGCAUCCUUUCCAUCCUGGAAUGGGCUUCACAGAUGGUGCAAAUCCGAACUUCCAUCGCAGCGCUCACGUGGCAGAAAAAUCUUAUAAGUGUGACCAGUGCAAAAAAGACUUUAGUCAGACUUCAGAUCUUAUUCGUUAUAAAACCCAUGCAAGUGAGAGACCUUAUGAAGGUCAAGAGCAGGCGAAGGGCUGCCAACAGAGCUCAGACCCUCCCAGAGAUAAGAAGGGCCUCUUGGAAGACAAACCCUAUCAAUGUCCGGAAUGUGGCAAGGGCUUUAGGCGCGGCUCCUCUCUUCACAACCAUCAUCGAGUGCACACGGGGGAGAUGCCCCACAAAUGUGACGUGUGUGGGAAGGGCUUCGGGUUCAGGUCACUACUUUGUAUUCACCAGGGAAUACACACGGGGGCAAAGCCCUACAAAUGUGACGAGUGCGGGAAGGGCUUUGAUCAGAGCUCCAAUCUCCUUGUCCAUCAGAGAGUCCACACCGGAGAGAAACCCUACAGAUGCAGUGAGUGUGGCAAAUGCUUUGGUUCGAGCUCCGUUCUGCAGGUCCACCACAGGUCGCACACGGGGGAGAAGCCCUAUAGGUGUGGUGAGUGUGGAAAGGGCUUCAGCCGAAGCACACACCUUCACAUUCACCAGAGAGUUCACACUGGGGAGAAACCCUACAAUGCAGUGUGUGUGGAAAGGCGUUUGCAUACAGUUCCGUCCUUCACAAUCAUCAGAGAGUUCACACGGGAGAGAAACCUUACACAUGCCAAGUGUGUGGUAAGGGUUUCAGUUACAGCUCAUAUUUUCACUUACAUCAACGCGAUCACACCAGAGAGAAACCCUAUAAAUGUGACAAGUGUGGUAAGGGCUUCAGUCGGAACUCAGAUCUACGUUCAUCUCAGAGUCCACACGGGAGAGAGGCCCUAUAAGUGUAAGGACUGCGGAAAGGGUUUCAGUCGGAACUCGUAUCUUCUUGCUCAUCAGAGAGUGCACACAGACGAGCUGCAGUAUACGCGUCAUGAGCAUGACAAGGGUUUUGGUUGUAGCUCCGACCUUCUUACUCAUCAAAGACUGCGCUAGAGGACAGAAGCAUCAUAAAUGUAAGUCAGGGUUCAACCAGGAAAACAGAAGCCACUCUGUGUGUUCCAGAUGACAGAGCCUUAUUCAGCCAUUGGAGGGCUGGGAGAGCAAAGGACAGGGUCACUGCCACCUAUGUCAGCCUGUAGCACAGAAGCACCUAGUUCUUAAGACCAUCUCAGGAAACGACUGUAGAUCUCAAAGAACAUUCAGGAUAGUGCUGAGAAAUGAAACCUGUGUUAUUAGUGUGGUCAGAAUAUUAGUUCGUACUCAGGUUUUCAAAUCCAUUAGAUUCUCUAAAAGGAGAGAAGCUCUAUAGAAGUGAUGUUUUAAGGGUGUGGCAGAAACAGUUCUGUGUGUUCAUCACGCUCGUCCAUUUCCUGGGCACACAGGAGGAUUCCAUUUCCCAGGAACCCUUGCAUUUAAGAGUGGAUCCAUACGAUUGGGUUUCAACCAGUGGAUGGCAAGCAAAAGUGAUAUAAGCCACCUCCAGGCUCGGCCCUUACAAACCUCUCGUGAUUUCCUACAGGCUUCUUCCUGUCAUGGUGACCUGUUUAUUUCACACUGGAUUGAUGAAAAAUGGCUGUCUGACCUGUGUGGGACUUUUUUUUUGUUGUUGUUGUUAGUAAGAAAUAAACAUUUAUUGUGUUACACUA